Kuraishia capsulata CBS 1993 is the source of this 2532-nucleotide messenger RNA. RefSeq lists its product as uncharacterized. Gene Ontology annotation, molecular function: GTP binding; GTPase activity. Gene Ontology annotation, cellular component: mitochondrial outer membrane. Bases 1 to 2532 code for a protein of 843 amino acids. Gene Ontology annotation, biological process: mitochondrial fusion. The record is from RefSeq and is a predicted model, not a curated record. The transcript has a single exon. Lineage: Eukaryota; Fungi; Ascomycota; Pichiomycetes; Pichiales; Pichiaceae.
AUGAGCUCCCCUGGCUUGCCACAUAACCCGGAAGACAGCGAUGAUGCCGUUACCAUCACGCCUGACGAUGAGCCCAGGUACAACCCAACACAACUGAUAUACAACAGAGAGACAGGACUAGAGGGGUCCACGCUUUUGAACGGAGAGACAAACGGCUUGACCGAGGGGUCCAGUUCCACUUUGGCCAAUGGGUUUCCUCGACAAUCAAGCGAUUUGAUGCAGUCGCACCUUCAGCAACUACAGUAUAACGAGCACAGGAUCUCUCUCAACAGAUCAAUUGGCUCUGCACUGGGGAUCUUGGGUGAACUUCGCGCCGAAAACAGCAAGCGUCCUAUUUUUUACCCGACAGAUGCUGAGGAUUCGAGCAAUUCGAAACUCAUAGGUUCCUCUUCCAGAUUGGCGCUGAUAAGGCAAAAUUCUCUAGCUCCGGCCCAGAACUUAAUCCACAAAGCGACGGAGAUUAAGGACGUGGAGCAAUUUGAACUUCUCACGAUCAAUCUGAAACUCGACCAGACGUCUGGUGUGAAUGCAAUUUCUUCGCUGGAUCGUACGGGACUGGCGUCACUCUUCAAUGACAAAGUCAACCAUGUGAUGAAGCACUUGCAGGCCCUGAAGGAGAGAAUCGACGAUACUUCCUCAAAAGUCUUCGUUACUGGUGAUUUGAACUCGGGUAAAUCUGCUUUUUGCAAUGCGUUACUGAGAAGAAGACUGUUACCUGAGGAUCAACAACCGUGUACCAGUGUAUUCUGUGAGGUCAUAGAUGCUCGUGAUAACUCGGGUGUUGAAGAGGUGCAUGCCGUUUCAAUUGGGCAGGCUUACAACCGCAGAAAGGAGACCUCAUACAAGAUUUUCGGUUUGAAAGAUCUUGAGGAUCUGGUAUACAGAUCUGAUCUCUACUCCAUAUUGAAGAUCUACGUCAAUGAUAACAGACCCAUUGAACGCAGUCUGCUGAAAAACGGAGUGAUAGACAUAUCUUUGAUUGAUGCUCCAGGUUUGAAUUUAGACUCAUACCAAACUACUCAAGUGUUUUCCAGGCAAGAAGAGAUCGAUCUGGUGGUUUUUGUGGUGAAUGCUGAGAACCACUUCACACUGUCAGGAAAAGAGUUCAUUGCUUCAGCAGCUCACGACAAGAAUCUCAUGUUCAUUGUGGUCAACAAGUUUGACAACAUAAAGGAUCAGGACAAAUGCAGGCACAAGAUUAUGGAUCAGGUGCAUGUUCUUUCUCCGGAAACUUAUAAAGAUGCUAGUGAGUUCGUCCAUUUCGUCUCGUCCGCUGAUGUUUUGGAAGGCUUGCCAGAAGGCGGGCCCGAUGGUGACGCCGACGGAAAGGAUGAUAAUGACCCUCUGGAUUACGAUUCUCCUGAGUUUGACCAUUUGGAGGCUUCUCUGAGGCGGUUUAUACUGGAGAAGAGGUCAAUCUCGAAACUUUUGCCCGUCAAAACAUACCUGGGCAAGCUUUACUCGGAUCUGGGUAAACUGUGCGUCAUUAAUGAAAAGCUUUAUUUGCAGAGCAGAGACGACAUGCUGCUCGAGCUCAAUGCCCUUACUCCCAAGUAUGAACAGGCAGUUGCUGAGUCCACCAAAAUCCAUGAUCAAAUCCAGAAGGUGAUUGAAUCAACCUCGGCCGACGUGUACAGCUUCUCCAGAAACAAGAUCACCAACACUGUCAAUGCCAUCAAGGAUAUGCCUUUGGCCCAAUACAGAGGACUUGCAAGUUUGUAUGUUUUUGCUAAGGAAACGCAAUUCCUCAUGAUCAACGAGCUUCUCAACUCCGUUACCGACUCUGAGAACUAUGCCAGAAAGAGGACGGGUCUGGCUGUGGAUGAGAUUCGCCAGAUUGGAAUAACGCAAGUGGCAAGUGCAAAGCUUCCCAACACGAGGUUCAAAGAAGAGGCCAUGUUUACGAAGAAGUACCACAACCUGAGAAAACGUCUUAACGAGGACAUAUCGCCUUUUGAUUUUUUCGAUCCCACUUUUGAUGGUUUCUUCAGAGCUAUCGGUCUCUUGAGGGGCGGCACGAGCUACCAGCUCCAGGUGUGGAAGAGCUCUGCCAGUGCUAUGGCAGUGUACUCUUCAACUAGAGUCUUGCAAAAUGGGGUUGCUGUUUUGAAAAACGUCGUUUCAGUCAGAGACAUCCUCUCAGUUGGAUUUUUCAAGAAGGUGGUAACCCCUGUGAUUUUGACUGCUGGGGCCCUGUCUGUGGCUUACUUGGUGUAUGAUAUGCCAAAUGCAUACCAGAGGAAGACCGCCAGGAAGAUGAGUCGUCAAGUUCAAGAGGAGGACUACCAGCAUGCCAAUUCUUCAAGAAUUGCAAAAGAAUGCCGAAAGGUGUUGGCAUAUCCAUCCAGGGACGUCAUGAACUGCUUGCAGACAUCGCUCGAGGAGACUGCUACCAAAAAGAAGCAGAUCACGGAAUCCUUAAAGAACAGUGAUAUGAGUUAUGAUUUCUACAGAAGAUUGGCCAAAAUGAUCACCACACAGAAGACCCAGGUUGAAUCUUUUAGCUUUGAGGCUCUUCACAGUGUUGAUUGA